UUCCGGUUCAAUGGAGCACACGAUUUGAAUCUCUCCCGUGAGCGACGUGUGUUUUAACCUCAUCCUCGUAUUUACAUCGACUACAGACAACCAACGUUUGAGGAAAGAGGAAACUAUGAAUGAUGAUAACCGCAGGUUAUUUGAAAGAGUUGCUAAAAAGAUGGGGUGGACGGAUCAAGAAGGAUUGGACGGAGCAGAGAGGAAGUUGAUUAGCACAAUUGGCAAGACUCGUCAUGGUGCGAUAAGUGGGCAUCCUGCAACAAUUUACCUCUCUGGAAGUGAAGAUGAAGCAGAGAAGGAGAACUUGUGCUCCAAGGGCAAUGACUACAGAAACAAGUCUUUGAUUGAGUCCAGUGACGAUGACUUUGACCAGUUUCUUGUGGGAAGGGCGACACCGAGAGCUAAACCAUUAGCACAGAAAACCUGUAGCGCUACAAAGAAGGAAUAUUCAACUGUGGUUGUGGUGAGCUCUGACGAUGAAGACGAUUUUGAAUCAUUUCUGCAGCGAGUGAAAACACCUACCACCAAGCCUAAUAAAAAAUCACAGAGUGCGAGUGAAGACAGCUUUAAAAACUUCAUUGUGGAUGAUUACUCAUCAGGUGAUGACUUUAUUGAGACACGAUUUUCUUUAAAAGUGCCAAAGAAAAGCAACACACCAGCAUCCAAGCCUCCUCCGAGGAGACCACUAUCUCAAUUGGAGUCCCCAGUCUUUUUUGGUGACAGUGAUGAUGAUGUUGAUAAUAUUUUGGUCAAGAGCACUUGGAAAACCCGCCACUCCAAACCUCAAUUGGCCACAAAAACUAACAGUGAUACUCCUCUUCUGUGCGGUAAAGAUGAGAGUUUGCCGUCUCCGCCUGUCUCUUCUGUCUCAUCUCCAUUUUCUUUUCCUCCACCAAAAACUCCAACAUUGCCCAAGUGUACUUUUUCCACAUCUUCUAAACUGGACGAGUCUGCCAGCUCUGAUGAUGAGUUUACAUCCUUGCUGGACAGACUGAAAAGGAAAAACAAACUCAGUGGCACGUCAUUCUCACCCAAGAACACCAAAGAGUGUAGCAAGAAGCCUCCUGUCUUAGUCCCUCCCACAGAGAGACGCACAAUGCCAGCCUCUAAAUCCUUAGGGGAAACACCUCUGAAAACACCAGGGAAAUCCACCAUGGUGAAACCUACAGUCAGUCAGACGGAACCCAGACACGGCCCCACCAGCAGGGUGGCACUGUGUAAGAUCCCAGGCUGCUUCUUACAGUCACUCUCAAACCCAGGCUCCAGCUUUGGCCACAGUUUCAAGCAGAAUAAGGGAAACCUCACUGCUAAACUCUACCAGCUGUACAACACCAGUGUAUUCGACAGCAAGCUUCCUGCUGACAUGUCGGUGACCUGGAAUAAGAAAAUGCGGAAAACGGCAGGUUACUGUAUCACAGGGCAGGAGCGAGGUGGUGGAAGCCGCUACGCCCGCAUAGAACUGUCAGAGAAAGUCUGUGAUUCUGCAGAUCGUCUCAGGGACACACUGAUACAUGAGAUGUGUCACGCUGCCACAUGGCUGAUUAAUGGUGUAAGGGAUGGACAUGGAAACUUCUGGAAGUUUUACGCUCGCAAGUCCACAGUUGUGCAUCCUGAGCUGCCCAUGGUCACUCGCUGCCACACUUACGACAUCAAGUACAAAUUCCAGUAUCAGUGCACCCGUUGCCAGAACACUAUUGGGCGUCAUUCCAAGUCACUGGACACACAGAGGUUUGUGUGUGCCCUCUGCACAGGUCACCUCGUCCUGCUGACUCCUGCCAAGCCGCGCGCCCCUGCGCCUUUUGCCAGCUUUGUCAAAGAGAACUAUGGGACCGUACGUCAGGAGCUGUCUGGACAAAGCCACGCAGAAGUGAUGCGCAAGCUCAGUGCAGACUUUGCCUCCAAAACUAAACUCAGUCAAAGCUGAGACGAUGUGGACAGAGCCGCACACUCGCAAGAAACCUGUCCAGAUUUUCAAAUACCUCAGCCAACUGGUCUUACAUCAUCAGGGAGCAGCUGUGAAUAUUAGUACUGUUUCUAUUCUUAUACUUUUAAUGAUAUUUUAUUUGUGUCCGUAUGUGAACAUAUACUGGAUCUGGUGUAACAGGGAAAAACUGAGCCUAAUCAUCAGCAUGUUAUCGUUCAUGUUAUUGGGUGUUUCUUUGUGUAUGUUUGUGUCUUUGAUGAGUUGGUGUUCCUGUUUUGGAUUGCAGUAUGAUUUGAUCUAUAUGUAUGUUUUUAAUCUGCAAUUAUUUGCUGUUCCUGUCUUUAAAUGUUAUAAUAAAGUUGAUGUGUGACUGUGCUUCGAA
Messenger RNA from Solea senegalensis (Senegalese sole), 2306 nucleotides. RefSeq names its product germ cell nuclear acidic peptidase (gene gcna). NCBI's taxonomy places the organism in Eukaryota, Metazoa, Chordata, Actinopteri, Pleuronectiformes, Soleidae. Bases 116 to 1924 code for a protein of 602 amino acids. The record is from RefSeq and is a predicted model, not a curated record. Gene Ontology annotation, cellular component: nucleus. The transcript has 13 exons.